CUGUGAGAACAAUCACAACUUGCAACGUACUGUUUGCCAUUCUCUAGUGACCAAGUGCAAUUCUAGUCAUGACCCCCAACGAACGAAGACCUCUGCGCAUGGAUGUCAAAAGCAUGUACCCAAAUUUCCACGCCGAGCAGCACAAACACCACGUUCAGGAGAAUAGUCCCAUGGCAGUACCUCGCAAGCAACGAGAAGGCUCAGGUGGCAGCACAAGACGAGACGCAUACGGAGUUACCAGUCGACCACCAUCGCGCAAUGGGUUAUUGCAGAAGCAGCAUAUUCACGAUAGAGAAGACAUGUCUGCCCAACGAAAUGAAAUGUCCAAACGAGAAAUUCCUCCUAUCGUACCCAAGCGAAGUUCCAACCAGCAGGAAGUAAUGGCGUCGACACCUCCGAGUGAAAACGACAUGGGGGUACGACCCCCAUCCAGACAAGUGGCACUUCGUGGGGAACUAAAUCUGACCUCGCCAGCAUGGGAAGACGAUGCCAGUACAAACAACGUAGGAUUAUCACCUCGACUUCGCCCCUUACCAUUUCCAGCUAGCGCGCGAUCGUUGCUGGAAGCCAGAACAGCAAGAUUAUCCAGUACAAUGGAUGGCGAAUCUCUCCAGGAUCUCGUGAUGAACACCCGUCCUCGUUCACGUUACGCUCGAAAAGAGCUACACCGCCAGGGAUCAGCUAAAACUCUUGCUCGGAUCUCCACAGCACCCUCGACACUACGUGGACACCAGUCUCUCGAUGGCACCUCGGCGCCUACACGGUGCUCAACACCACUAAUCAGUAGUCGCUCAACAGAAAACCUUCUCUCUAGUGAUACAAGCCGUCGACCUCCAAGUCGCAAAGCAGUUCAAAUCGCCGUCAUUAAUACUGUCGAAGCAGUGCUACCUGGACUGGAACUUGAAGACGACACAGACGAUGACGACACGAAUUUUUUCCUAACCGAGUUGGAAGCAGCAGCGAGGGCUGCAAGUGCCGCCGCUGCAGUAAAACUCCGCAUACUGGCAAGGCAUAUCACACUGGGAUCGCUCCUGCUCUACGGAAACCCUCCUGCUAUGGUUCCUGCUAUUCAGCACUUUACAGCAGCAUUGAAAUCCAUCGAGACUACCCAACCGACCCCCACAUCGCCAUCAACUUUGGCCUUAAUAUCGUUGCUUUAUCAUCACCGUGGAGUAGCGUUUCGUGAGCUUGUAGUGUCUUCGACUACACAAACCAGUAAAGCUGCAAAGAUAUGCAUUAAACACGCGUUUGCAGCUCAACGACGUGCGCUUGAGUUGGCCCAGCGAGCCAAAGACACUCGACUACAAGCACGAGCAGUAAAAGAUCUGGGCUUGUUGUUCUUAGAUUCACACGCUUACGGUCCAGCGUUGUCACACCAGCAAGAAGCGCUGCAAAUUGCACUGGAAGAGAAAGAUCGAGAGCUCGAAGCCCGCGUGUAUGCCAACCUGGGCAACUUAGCUCUCGCUCAACUGAACUUUGGUCAUGCAUUGAGCUGCCAUCAUCGUGAUCGCCAGUUAUGCUCGUCUAAAGUCCUGGACUGUCGUCUGGGUCGAGCACGAGCGCAUCGCAACUUGUCGAUUGUGUACGCGAAGCUACAUCGACGCGAUCAGCAACUUAAGCACGAGAAGGAAUGGAGAAUUGCUGCACAUAGUGAAGGUGGCGCCUACCUGUACGACAUCUCGAGCCAUCCAGACAACAGUGUGGGUAAUAUUUGCUUGCAGUCUUCAACGGAUAUCGAUCCAGCAUUGGUAAAUCUUGUCACUCAGAACCUUGCAGAGAUUGUACGAGGACUAAAUGCUCAUCGAAGUCGUGAGUCUACACUGGAUAAUAGUGACGAGGACUCCUUAAUAGCAGCUUUGGAGCAAGAAUGGAGCACCGCGGAGGUGGAUUUAAAGGCUGCGAUAACCGCUGUAUCAUCAGAAGGCCGUAAAGCAACGAGUGUGCGUGAGAUAAAACCUUCUCCAGUCUCUCAAGCUAAAUCUCCAAGGAAAACGGUGUCCUCGCCUCAGGUUUCCAUUCGAAUCAACAAAUACAGCGUUGCGGGUCCAAAAACGACACUAAAAAGAAAAUAAACGUAAAACAAUGCCCAAAAAAAAAAACAACAUAUUCAACAAUAUUUACACCA
Messenger RNA from Phytophthora nicotianae INRA-310, 2125 nucleotides. RefSeq lists its product as hypothetical. Gene Ontology annotation, molecular function: protein binding. The record is from RefSeq and is a predicted model, not a curated record. Bases 69 to 2072 code for a protein of 667 amino acids. NCBI's taxonomy places the organism in Eukaryota, Oomycota, Peronosporomycetes, Peronosporales, Peronosporaceae. The transcript has a single exon.